Molecule: messenger RNA, 1424 nt
Organism: Lepidothrix coronata (blue-crowned manakin)
Lineage: Eukaryota; Metazoa; Chordata; Aves; Passeriformes; Pipridae
Gene: MRS2
Product: MRS2, magnesium transporter
Exons: 9
Coding region: 1-1281 (426 amino acids)
Biological process (GO): mitochondrial magnesium ion transmembrane transport
Cellular component (GO): mitochondrial inner membrane
Molecular function (GO): magnesium ion transmembrane transporter activity
Source: RefSeq, a predicted model, not a curated record
AUGGUUACCCUGAAACUGAAAACCUCUGAUGGCUUCAGUCAACACAUACAGGCGCGCCGACAGGCGGAACAGGAUACUUUAGGUAAAUGCAGCAGCGGGUCGGUGGUACUCGGCGCCCGUCACCGGCUCCGCCCCCAGCCGGCGAUCCGGGAGCCGGCGAUCCUGGAGCCGGCCCCGCUCCUCCCCGGCUGCGCAGCGGUGACCCGUCACCCUGCGGGCUCCGCCCUCGCCGCGGUUGCGCGCUGGGAGCGGAGCGGUGCGGGGCCGAUGCUGCGGGGGGCCGCGCUGCUGCCCCGCGCCCUGGGCGGCGGCUGCUGCUGCUGCGGGACCCGCGGCUGGGCGGGCGCGGCGGGCGGCGGGUCCCUCCCGCGGGCCGCCCCGGGGCUGCCGCCGGGCCGCGCCUGGGACAGGGACCGGCCCGCGGCGGUGGCGGCGGUGCCGCCGGGCGCCCGCGGGCUGCGCUGGGCCGGUAAGCUAUGCCAACAUGCCCCCACAGAGACCUCCCAGGCCACCCUAGCCAGCGUAUCUCCUGUUUUUGCAGUGAUGAAGUUUGACAAAGAGGGAAAUACUACCUAUUUUGAAAAGAAGAAGACAGAAUUGUACCAGGAAUUGGGUCUUCAAGCACGAGAUCUGAGAUUUCAGCACGUAAUGAGCAUUGCAACUAGGAACAACAGAAUCAUCAUGAGAAUGGAGUUCUUGAAGGCUGUCAUAACACCAGAGUUUCUGCUGAUACUAGAUUAUCGUAAUUUGAGUCUGGAACACUGGCUCCUCAGUCAACUAGCAUCUCAGCUGGCUGGGGAAGGUCAACUAGUUACAUAUUCUCUGCCCUUUGAAUUCCGAGCCAUAGAAGCAAUCCUGCAGUACUGGAUCAGCAAACUGCAGGGGAGACUUAACACUUUGCAGCCUCAGAUCCUUGAGACACUGGAAGCUCUAGUGGACCCCAAGCUUUUAUCUGUGGAUAGGAGUAAACUACACAUUCUCCUGCAGAAUGGCAAGAGCUUGUCAGAACUGGAAACAGAUCUUAAAGUUUUCAAAGAAACAAUUCUGGAGAUCUUAGAUGAAGAAGAAUUAAUAGAAGAGCUCUGUCUAUCUAAAUGGACUGAUCCACAAGUAUUUGAGGAGAGUAUGUCUGGGAUUGACCAUGCAGAGGAAAUGGAGCUACUGUUGGAGAAUUACUACAGACAAGCAGAAGAUCUUGCAAAUGAAGCUCGUGAACUCAGAGUACUGAUUGACGACUCAGAAAGCAUCAUCUUUAUCAACCUGGACAGGUUAGGUCCCUGACCUGUUGGAUUGCCAAAAACUGAGCAGCAUUUAAUGCUACCUAGACUUUCUCAAAUCUGCUUACAAGGGAACUUGGGGAAUUUUGCCUUCAUGAGGGUUUGAAUAGACUUGCAGUCACAGCUGUGCUGCACGUCUCUUACCAA